Molecule: messenger RNA, 1152 nt
Organism: Oppia nitens
Lineage: Eukaryota; Metazoa; Arthropoda; Arachnida; Sarcoptiformes; Oppiidae
Product: venom acid phosphatase Acph-1-like
Exons: 3
Coding region: 1-1152 (383 amino acids)
Biological process (GO): dephosphorylation
Molecular function (GO): phosphatase activity
Source: RefSeq, a predicted model, not a curated record
AUGACCAGAUAUACAAAAUAUCGGGACCAACGCAAGACACUCUGCUACAGAAAUGGUUGGCCAAAUCACGACAUUUCAACCUUAAAAUUGUUGCAAAUAGUUCACAGACAUGGAGACAGAGCGCCCACCGAAUCGUAUUUUCCACCUAACGAUCCCUAUAAAAGCAUCAAAUACUGGCCAAUGGGUUUCAAUGAGUUGACAGCACUGGGAAGAUAUCGGAUGUAUAGUUUUGGACAAUUCAUACGACAAGAGUAUCACAAUUACUUUGGCGAACAGUAUUCUCCGCGCGAAGUAUACGCUCGAAGUUCACUAACCGAUCGGUGUUUGGAAAGUGUCUCGUGUUUGUUGGCCGGCGCUUAUCCACCGAAACAUUUCAAUUGGAAAUGGAAUGACAGCACCGGUAGCCAACAAUUAAGUAGUGUUUGGCAGCCGAUAACAGUCGAGACAUUUAUGCCCCGAAAUAAAGAUUAUACACUAAACUCCAGACACUGUCCUAUUUGUGAUCUCGAGUUGUCCCGAGUUCUACAAUCAACAGGUGUUCAACAAUUUUUGAAAGAAAAUAAUCAAUUUUAUCGAUACCUGAGUGAUAUUGUCGGCACAGAUAUAGUCACAAUAGCUGAUGCACACCGUCUUCACGAUUUACUCGACAUAGAGAUCUCUAAUGAUUUUUAUUGGUCUCACAUUUGGUCAAAAACGGAACAGUUGUCGAUUGUGAAUCGUUUGCGGGAAAGUCAUAUUAUGUCCUAUACUAUCGGUUGGAACAGUUCAGUGUUCAAACGUUUUAAAGCCGGAGGUUUAAUCAAAGAGUUGACCGCAAAUAUUAUGAACGUUUUAAACAAAUUAAACGAUAGUAAAAAAUUAUACGUUUACUCUACACAUGACAUCAAUAUAAUUGCUUUACUUCAUGCGCUCGACAUAUAUGACCACAAUUUGCCCCCAUUUGGCGCAUCUUUUUUGUUUGAAUUGCACCGCAAAUCAGUCAUCAUCGGUAAAGCAGCCAAAGCCACAAAUUAUGAUUAUUUUGUUAGACUUUUCUACUUUAAUGACAGUUUUACGGGCACACCAUAUCAUAUUAAAUUAACAAAUUUAUUUUACUGUUAUGUCUAUCUCUUGGUCGAUAUACUUAUGCAGUUCAUGGCUGAUCUGGUCUAA